AUGGAGAAAUCAACCAAAACCCAAGUCCUAAAUUCCCAAGAAGAAGCCAAAAAUGAUGCUAGUGAAAAAGGGCAAAACUUCUCUCAGGCAUUCCAACUUGUCACCUCCGCGGCAUUGCCUAUGGUUUUAUACACUGCCGUGAAACUGAAAUUGUUUGAAAUCAUUGCCGAAGCUGGGCAUGAGAAAAAGAAAUUAUCAGCCUCCGAAAUCGCCUCCAAGCUUCAAUCUAAGAACCCAGAAGCCUCUUCUAUCAUAGAUAGAAUGCUUUGCUUGUUAAGUAGCUAUUCUGUGUUCACUUAUGAUGUUGUCGAGGUUGCUUCUUCUGGCGCUGGCGGUGGCAUUCAGUACCAAAGAGUUUACGGGUUAUCUCCGGUCGGCGAGUUGUUCGUGCCGAAUGAAAAGGGUAACACAAUUGCGCAUCUGGUUGAAUUGCUUCAGGACAAGGUUACGAUUGACAAUUGGUACGAAAUGGGAAAUUCCAUUAUUGAAGGAGGUAUUCCGGCGGAUAGAAUACAUGGGAUGUCUCUUUUUGAGUAUGCUGGUAAGGAUGCUAGGUUUAACGAAAUAGUCAACAAGGGAAUGGCUGGUCAAACAAGCAUGACAAUGAAGCAUUUACUUGAUGAGUACAAAGGUUUCGACGACAUUGAAACCCUUGUUGAUGUUGGUGGCGGUAUUGGGACAUCUCUUCAUUCCAUAAUCUCGAAAUAUCCUUCGAUAAGAGGCAUUAAUUUCGACCUACCUCACGUUGUCAAAAAUGCGCCUUCAUGUCCUGGAGUCGAACACAUUGGGGGAGACAUGUUUCAAAGUGUGCCAGAAGGAGAUGCAAUUUUCUUAAAGAGAACUCUUCAUGAUUGGAAUGAUAGUCAGUGUGUGCAACUGCUCAAGAACUGUUUCAAAGCUUUACCUGAUAAUGGAAAAGUGAUCGUUUUCGAAUUCAUUCUACCCUCAAAUCCUGACACUAGUACAAUUUCAAGAAGUGUGUACCAAAUUGAUACCGUCAUGAUGAUUAUUGGAGGCAAAGAGCGAUCAGAAGCAGAAUUUGAGGCAUUAGCUAUUGGUGCAGGAUUCAGAGGCAUAAGGUCAAAAUGUCAUGUGGGUACAUUCGGGGUCAUUGAAAUGUACAAGUAG
This is a messenger RNA of Oldenlandia corymbosa var. corymbosa, 1128 nucleotides long. The record is from the annotation of a GenBank genome assembly. NCBI's taxonomy places the organism in Eukaryota, Viridiplantae, Streptophyta, Magnoliopsida, Gentianales, Rubiaceae.